Messenger RNA from Pseudo-nitzschia multistriata, 4633 nucleotides. The record is from the annotation of a GenBank genome assembly. Lineage: Eukaryota; Bacillariophyta; Bacillariophyceae; Bacillariales; Bacillariaceae.
CACCUGGUCUGUACAAGAUCUUCGACGAAAGUAAGAAUGUCGUAUGCUUUUUUCCCAGAAAAACUACUGUAGAACAAUGAAUAGCAUCACUUCGCUUCUCGUUGUCAAAUCUCAACUGUUCAUCUCACCGCUUCUUUUCUCCUCCUUCUCCUUUCGUUUAUUUAGUCAUUGUGAAUGCCGCAGACAACAAACAGCGCGACCCAAACAUGGACAAACUCGACGUUACUAUCGACGCAGAGACCAAUGAAAUCUCUGUGAGGAACAAUGGACAAGGGAUUCCUGUAGAACUCCACCAGGAAGAAAACUGCUACGUUCCAACCUUGAUUUUUGGUCACUUACUGACGGGUUCAAACUUCGAUGACAAUGAACAAAAGACGACCGGGGGACGCAAUGGCUAUGGGGCAAAGCUGGCAAACAUUUUCAGCACCAAGUUUAUUGUUGAAUGUCUAGAUUCUUCGAAAGGGGUCAAGUUUGUCCAAACGUUUACUGAGAAUAUGGGGCAUGCCGGCGAACCGGUGGUCAAGAAGUGCACGGCUGCCGAGAAGAAGAAGGGAGAUUACACAAAAAUCACUUUUUCCCCUGAUCUUGCAAGAUUCGGAAUGACAGUUCUCACCAAUGACACCGUGGGUCUUCUUUCGAAACGUGUCUAUGACAUUGCUGGGUCGAUGGCCAACAGUGAGGGCAAGAGGUUGGUCGUCUCCCUGAAUGGAAAGAAGGUAAGUUCAAAUUGCAUUUUAUGUUGCAGGUACGCGAUGUCACAUGAUUCUAAAAAUUCUUUCCUUGGUUUGAAUAAUUUAUCCUCGAUGGUUUUUUCUCCGUUGUCCCUCUGUUUUAUUGAUUGGUGUAGCUUCCUAUCAAAUCUUUCCAAGAUUACAUCAAAAUCUACAAAAAUGUCAAUGCACCAUGUGCUUUCGAAAAGGUGGACGACAUGUGGGAAGUUGGAGUUUCUCUUUCGUCACAAGAUGGGGCCUUCAUGCAAAUUUCUUUCGUGAAUUCUAUCUGCACCUACAAAGGAGGUAGUCACGUAAACUUUGUUGCCGACAAGGUAGCUAAGUCACUUGUUASAAGCAUAGAGAAGAAAAAUAAGGGAGGAGCCAAGAUUACCAAUGCCCAGAUCAAGAAUCAUCUUUGUGUGUUUGUCAAUUGUCUUGUCAACAACCCUACGUUUUCUAGUCAGACCAAGGAAUUUUUAACCAAUCGCAAAGCUGAUUUCAAUAACAAAUGCAAGCUAUCGGAUAAGUUCCUCAAACAAGUUGCAAAAAGUGAUAUUGUAGAAAACAUUCUAGCAUUCGCUAAGUUUAAGCAAAAUCGAGAACUGAAGAAAAACAACGGGAAAAAGAAGAUCAAACUAACAGGCAUUGACAAACUUGACGAUGCCAAUAAAGCUGGGUCAAGAGAUUCUCGAAAGUGUACACUUAUUCUAACAGAAGGAGAUUCGGCCAAAUCGUUGGCAAUGUCUGGUCUUUCUGUCAUUGGACGCGAUUUCUAUGGAGUUUAUCCUUUAAAAGGAAAGCCCCUGAAUGUUCGUGAUGCAACUCAUGCUGCAGUUGUCAAGAACGAAGAAAUAAAAAACGUUGUAGACAUCCUGGGUCUGAAGUACGGCACGGUUUACACCGAAGAGAAUAUGAAAGAACUUAGAUACGGUCACUUGAUGAUAAUGGCUGACCAAGAUCAUGAUGGAUCACACAUCAAAGGUUUGAUAAUCAACUUCAUUCACAAUUUCUGUGAGUAUCAGCUAUUGAUGUAUAUGUUGUCUCCGUCUUUGUGGUGUGUUUUCGAACGAACCACUUAUAUAUUGUGUUACUUUUCAAUCUUGUAGGGCCUUCCUUGCUGAAUAUCGAUGGCUUCCUACAGCAAUUCAUUACUCCCAUCGUGAAAGUAACAAAGGGCAAAAAAUCUGAGACGUUUUUCACUCUCCCGCAGUACGAGAACUGGAGAGAAGCAACCGGAAAUGACGGGAAAGGAUGGAAAAUCAAGUAUUAUAAGGGGCUUGGUACUUCUACUGCUGCUGAUGCAAAGGAAUACUUCAGCAAUCUUGAUCUUCACGAAAUUGCAUUUGAAAAACUGUCUCUUGAUAUCAAGGAAGAAGAGAAGGACGAUGACGAUGAUAUCAUACUUGAUGCUGAACCAGUGCCAGACAUUGCGACCUCUUACGGAGCUAGUCUUAUUGAUAUGGUCUUCAACAAGAAACGCUCAGACGAUCGUAAAGAUUGGCUUCAAAAGCUAAAAAAAAAUACAUUUCUUGAUUAUGCAGCAGCACAAGGACAGGCACUGAAGUACUCACAAUUUAUUAAUCAAGAGUAUAUCCUAUUUUCAAAGGCCGAUUGCGCGCGUUCAAUUCCCCACAUUAUGGACGGCUUCAAACCUUCGCAACGCAAGGUAUUAUUCUCUUGCUUUAAACGAAAACUCAAAGAUGAAAUCAAGGUAGCUCAACUUGCGGGGUAUAUCGGAGAAAAUUCGGCUUAUCACCACGGCGAAGCAUCGCUUCACACAACGAUUAUCAAUAUGGCACAGUCAUUUGUGGGUUCGAACAACAUCAAUCUAUUGACACCUUCAGGUCAAUUCGGUAAGCCAUUGUGGAAAUUUUAUGCACCAGGAAGUUGUUUCUAGAAAUUCCCAUGCUCCAGUUUCUCACAAUUAACUCUUAUGUUUCUCGCAGGUACUCGUCGUAUGGGCGGUAAAGAUGCAGCAUCCCCCCGUUACAUCUUUACUAUGCUUGAAAAGAUCACUCGAGCCAUUUUCCAUCCAGACGACGAUGGUUUACUGAAUUACUUAUCAGAUGAUGGAUUGUCGAUUGAGCCAGACUAUUAUAUGCCUGUAAUCCCAAUGGUUUUAGUAAACGGAUCGGAUGGAAUCGGAACCGGCUGGAUGUCCAAGAUUCCGAACUACGAUCCACGUCAGAUAAUCAAAAAUAUCCGCAAUAUGAUCAACAACGAACCAUUGGAGGAAAUGCAUCCAUUUUACAGUGGUUUUAAUGGCGAUUUUAAACACGAAACUGGUGGAAGGUACUCGUGCAGGGGUAUUAUCAAGCGAACGGAUGAUACUACACUGGACAUCACCGAGUUACCAAUUGGAACUUGGACACAAAACUGUAAGAUUUUCCUUGAAAAGAUGCUUGCUCCCGACGCUAAAUCUGCAGAACCAGACAUUAAGGACUUCGUUGAAAACCAUACGGAUACCACUGUGAGCUUCACGAUUACGGCGUCAAGAGAAAAGAUUGAUGCAUGGGAAAAACUACCAAAGGGCGGAUUGUAUGCAAAAUUCAAGUUGAUUGGUUCUACAACCACAAACAACAUGAAUCUUUUCGACACCGAUAACAGAAUUGUCAGGCACCCUAAGCCCGAGGGUAUUUUGGUUGCAUUUUUCGAAAAGCGCAUGGAAUUUUACAUCAAGCGUAAGGAGCUGCUUGUGAAAAACCUGCGUAAAGAGCAAAACAUGCUGUCGAACAAGGCUAGAUUUGUCGAGGAAGUGUGCAAUGGAGAUCUUAUUGUCAGUAAUCGCAAGAAGGUAGAAUUGCUAGAAGAUCUUCAAUCCCGUGGAUAUGACCUUUUUGACAAGAAGACUGGUGACGAUGAUGACGCAGACGACGAAAACGAAGCACCCAGCUCUACUUCGGAGCUUUCAAAAGGCUAUGAAUAUUUGUUGGGGAUGAAACUCUGGGUAAGUCCCCCCUUCUGGGGAGUAUUUUCAUGUUUUUCGUCUCAUGUUUUGAAAAAAUAGAUGCUGACUCGAAAACUUUUCAUUUUCAGAACUUGACAUUCGAAAAGGUAGAGGAACUUCGUAAGCAGCUCGCUGAGAGAACUGCAGAGCUCGAAGAAUUAGAGGCUACUGAACCAAGUGAUAUUUGGAUGAGAGAUCUUGAAGCAAUCGAGGUAGCGCUUGAUGAGCGUGACAGAAAAAUGCAAGAGGCAGAAGAAGACGAGCUGAAUGCACAGAAGAAAACCGCCAAGCGCCAGGCCAUGAAGUCAAGAAGGAAGGCUGCUCCCAAGAGACCAGCUUCUAAGAAAAAGAAAGAGGAACCGAAUGUUUAUGACGAAUCAGACGAAGACAUGGACUUUACCCCUGCGGUAAAAUCUACAACGAGAAAAGCCCCUGCUCGAGCUCGAAAACCAGCAGCGAAAAAGGCUCCACCCAAAGCAACGGAAGAAGUUAUCGAAGAACCAACCAAGACAGUAUCUGUAGAUGAGUCAGAUGAUGAUGGUUUGGAAGUGAGCCUUUUUGAUCGUCUCAAACUCAGCAAAAGUGCGUCUUCUGAUUCUUCUCUGGCGGGAUCAAAGAGGCCAUCCCCGAAAAACGGUUCAAAGAAGGCAGUCCCAGCCAAGAAAGCAAAGGCAACGAGAAAAACUGCUCCGAAGAGAGCACCAGCCAAAUCUCGAAAACAAAAACUUCCGGUCGAGUCUUCCGAUGAAGAAGACUUUAUCUGUGAUAAUGGAUCCGAUUCCGACAUGGAAGUCGAAACCAUACCAGCACCGCCACCCCGGGCCCGUCGUGCUGCCAGAGCCACAAAAAAACCAGUUGUGUACGCUGUUGACGAUGAUGACUCCUUUAUGGCUGACUCGGACGAUGAUAGCGACUUCUAGGAUGUUUUGAAAUCAUUAAUUACAUCACUCUAUAAUGAAUAUAAAUUAACUUA